AUGGACGACUUAUUGAGUACCCCUAUUGUCGCCGUUCUGGGUCCGCCGCCUGCAUCUGUAAAUCUUGAAGAUAACCGUACCUGGAAGGAUAAUGCCAUUGUCGUUGCAAUCUCCGCGGUUGCAGUGCUCAGCGUGGCUGUCAGGUUUAUCGUGCGGUUCAGAAGUCAUAAUGCAAGACCAUUUAUGGAUGAAUGGCUGGCUGCGGUGAGCUUGGUCCCCAUGCUUGCUCUACUCGCUUCUGCGCUGGUCGCAGGACAUCACGGCUUGGGCAAGCAUGUCUGGUUGCUGGAAAUUGGGGUGAUGGUUAAAUUGAAAAAGAUUCUCUUCUCAUACCUCUUCAUCUACCUCUUCGAACUCUUCUUAAUCAAGCUCUGCAUUCUCAGUUUCUACCGGCGAAUCUUCGGACGGAGAACCACCAUCUGGAUCUGCCUUCUCUUGACAGUUUGCUGGACCCUGGGCAGUAUGAUUGCGCUUUUGACCAGCUGUGCUCCCGUCUCUUAUUUCUGGACUUCCACAUAUGAUCUCCACAGCGGACAUUUCCGCUAUGACUUUUACGACUAUUACAUUGGAAAUGCGGCCACCAAUGUACUCAUCGAUCUGUUGAUUCUGCUCAUUCCGAUUCCAGUGGUCUGGAAGUUGAAGAUGCGUAUCACCCAGAAGCUGAUGAUUACCGGUGUCUUUUUCAUCGGCGUAUUUGUCUGCGUGGCCAGCAUCGUACGACUCCACUACCUGACGUACCUCAAAAACACCGUCGACAUAACAUGGUACAUGAGCGACGUCUACGUCUGGUCCACAGUCGAGCCCUGUCUCGGCAUAAUCUGCGCAUGUCUACCCGCCCUGCAGCCCCUGGUGCGAUCCUUCAUGAAAGCAGAACACAUGCUGUAUCUUCGCAAUCGAGUCCGACACAGCAAACAAGUGAAGCAGUUCCGAACACGCAUCAGCAACAACAGCAGUAAGAGCUUCAGUCGCAGUCGGAGCCAGACGAGCGAUUCGCUCGAGGAUAAGCCCGAGUUGGGCUUUCGGUCAAAUGAUGACGAGGUGCAUCUGACCUCGUGCGUGGCUCAGGCUGAGUCGGAGCGGUGUCGGAGGGAAAGGGAGAACUUGGAGGAGUUUCUGGGGCCGAUGUUUAUUCGGGUCGAGCAUGAGGUCGAGUGGACGGUUGAUCGGUCGUGA
Penicillium diatomitis is the source of this 1173-nucleotide messenger RNA. RefSeq lists its product as uncharacterized. The transcript is spliced from 4 exons. NCBI's taxonomy places the organism in Eukaryota, Fungi, Ascomycota, Eurotiomycetes, Eurotiales, Aspergillaceae. The coding region runs from base 1 to 1173 and encodes 390 amino acids. The record is from RefSeq and is a predicted model, not a curated record.